AUGCAAGACUCUCAGGCAUUAGCUUUUCCUUUUUUCUUGCUCUCUCUUUUCUUCCGGUUUCAUUCUCCCCCUUUUUUUUCGGUCUCAUUUUUCUUUUUCAUUCUCCCCCUUUUUUUCGGUCUCAUUUUUCUUUUUCAUUCUCUCCCUUUUUUUUUCGGUCUCAUUUUCUUUUUCAUUCUCUCCCUUUUUUUUCGGUUUCAUUUUUCUUUUUUCAUUCUCUCCCUUUUUUUCGGUCUCAUUUUUCUUUUUCAUUCUCUCCCUUUAUUUCGGUCUCAUUUUUCUUUUUUAUUCUCCCCUUUUUUUCGGUCUCAUUUUUCUUUUUCAUUCUCCCCCUUUUUUUUCGGUCUCAUUUUUCUUUUUCAUUCUCCCCCUUUUUUUCGGUCUCAUUUUUCUUUUGCAUUCUCUCCCUUUUUUUUCGGUCUCAUUUUUCUUUUUCAUUCGCCCCCUUUUUUUCGGUCUCAUUUUUCUUUUUCAUUCUCUCCCUUUUUUUUCGGUCUCAUUUUUCUUUUUCAUUCUCUCCCUUUUUUUCGCUCUCAUUUUUCUUUUUCAUUCUUCCCCUUUUUUUUCGGUCUCAUUUUUCUUUUUCAUUCUCCCCCUUUUUUUCGGUCUCAUUUUUCUUUUUCAUUCUCUGCCUUUUUUUUCGUUCUCAUUUUAUCUUUUCAUUCUCCCUUUUUUUUUUCGGUCUCAUUUUUCUUUUCAUUUCUCCCGCCUUUUUUUUCGGUCUCAUUUUUCUUUUCAUUUCCCCUUUUUUUCGGUCUCAUUUUUUUUUCAUUCUCCCCUUUUUUUCGGUCUCAUUUUCUUUUGCAUUCUCUCCCUUUUUUUCGGUCUCAUUUUUCUUUUUCAUUCUCCCUUUUUUUUCGGUCUCAUUUUUUUUUCAUUCUCCCUUUUUUUUUUGGUCUCAUUUUUUCUUUUCAUUCUCCCCCUUUUUUUUUCGCUCUCAUUUUCUUUUGCAUUCUCUCCUUUUUUUUUUGGUCUCAUUUUUCUUUUUCAUUCCUUUUUUUUUUUCGGUCUCAUUUUCUUUUUCAUUCUCUCCCUUUUUUUUCGGUCUCAUUUUUCUUUUUCAUUCGCCCCCUUUUUUCGGUCUCAUUAUUCUUUUGCAUUCUCUCCCUUUUUUUUCGGUCUCAUUUUUUUUUUUUCAUUCCCCCCUUUUUUGGUCUCAUUUUUCUUUUGCAUUCUCUCCCUUUUUUUCGGUCUCAUUUUUUUUUUCAUUCUCCCCCUUUUUUCGGUCUCAUUUUUCUUUUCAUUCUCUCCCUUUUUUUUCGGUCUCAUUUUUCUUUUUUCAUUCGCCCCCUUUUUUCGGGUCUCAUUUUUUUUUUGCAUUCUCUCUCCUUUUUUUCGGUCUCAUUUUUCAUUUUCAUUCGCCCCCUUUUUUUCGGUCUCAUUUUUCUUUUUCAUUCUCCCCCUUUUUUCGGUCUCAUUUUCUUUUUCAUUUCUCCUUUUUUUUUCGGUCUCAUUUUUUUUUUAUUCUCCCUUUUUUUUCGGUCUCAUUUUUUUUUCAUUCUCUGCCUUUUUUUUUUUUCUCAUUUUUUUUUUUCAUUCUCUCCUUUUUUUUUCGGUCUCAUUUUUCUUUUGCAUUCUCUCCUUUUUUUUUCGGUCUCAUUUUCUUUUUUCAUUUCCUUUUUUUCGGUCUCAUUUUUCUUUUCAUUCUCCCCUUUUUUUUUCGGUCUCAUUUUUUUUUUCAUUCUCUCCUUUUUUUCGGUCUCAUUUUCUUUUUCAUUCUCCCCUUUUUUUCGCUCUCAUUUUCUUUUUCAUUCUCUCCCUUUUUUUUUCGGUCUCAUUUUUCUUUUUCAUUCUCCUUUUUUUUUUCGGUCUCAUUUUUCUUUUCAUUCUCUCCUUUUUUUUUUCGGUCUCAUUUUUCUUUUUCAUUCUCCCCCCUUUUUUUCGUCUCAUUUUUCUUUUGCAUUCUCUCCUUUUUUUCGGUCUCAUUUUUCUUUUUUCCGCCCCCUUUUUUUUUUCGGUCUCAUUUUUCUUUUUCAUUCUCUCCCUUUUUUUCGGUCUCAUUUUUUUUUUUCAUUUCCUUUUUUUUCGGUCUCAUUAUUCUUUUUCAUUCUCUCCUUUUUUUUUUCGGUCUCAUUUUUCUUUUUUUUCUCCCCUUUUUUCGGGUCUCAUUUUUUUUGCAUUCUCUCCCUUUUUUCGGUCUCAUUUUUCUUUUUCAUUUCUCCCCUUUUUUCGGUCUCAUUUUUUUUUCUUUUUCAUUCUCUCCCUUUUUUCGGUCUCAUUUUUUUUUCAUUCCUUUUUUCUUUUUUUCGGUCUCGCCCCUUUUUUUUUUUCAUUUUUCUUUUUUUUUCUCAUUUUUUCUUUUCAUUCGCCCUUUUUUUUCGGUCUCAUUUUUCUUUUCAUUCUCUCCUUUUUUUUCGUUCUCAUUUUUCUUUUCAUUCUCCCCUUUUUUUCGGUCUCAUUUUUUCUUUUGCAUUCUCCCUUUUUUUCGGUCUCAUUUUUCUUUUUCAUUCUCUCCUUUUUUCGGUCUCAUUUUUCUUUUCAUUCUCAAUUUUUUUUUUCGGUCUCAUUUUUCUUUUUCAUUUUUUUCGGUCUCAUUUUUCUUUUCAUUUCUCUUUUUUUUUUUCGGUCUCAUUUUUCUUUUCCUCCUUUUUUUGGUCUCAUUUUUUUUCAUUUCUCCCUUUUUUUUUUCGGUCUCAUUUUUCUUUUUCAUUUUCCUUUUUUUUCGGUCUCAUUUUUCUUUUCAUUCUUCCUUUUUUUUCGUUCUCUUUUUCUUUUCAUUCCCUUUUUUUUCGGUCUCAUUUUCUUUUUGCAUUCUCUCCUUUUUUUUCGGUCUCAUUUUUCUUUUCAUUCCUUGCUUUUUUCGGUCUCAUUUUUCUUUUCAUUCUCUCCUUUUUUUUUGGUCUCAUUUUUUUUUUUUCAUUCUCUCCCCUUUUUUCGGUCUCAUUUUUCUUUUCAUUCUCCCCUUUUUUCGGUCUCAUUUUUCUUUUGCAUUCUCUCCCUUUUUUUCGGUCUCAUUUUUCUUUUUCAUUCUUUUUUUCUCAUUUUUUUUUCAUUCUCUCCCUUUUUUUCGGUCUCAUUUUUCUUUUUCAUUCUCUCCCUUUUUUUUUUUUGGUCUCAUUUUUCUUUUCAUUCUCCCCUUUUUUUUUGGUCUCAUUUUUCUUUUCAUUCUCCCCUUUUUUUUUGGUCUCAUUUUUCUUUUUCAUUCUCCCCCUUUUUUUUCGGUCUCAUUUUUCUUUUUCAUUCUCCCCUUUUUUUUCGGUCUCGUUUUUCCUUUUUCAUUCUCUCCCUUUUUUUCAGUCUCAUUUUUCUUUUUCAUUCUCCCCCUUUUUUUUCGGUCUCAUUUUUCUUUUUCAUUCUCUCCUUUUUUUUCGGUCUCAUUUUUCUUUUCAUUUCUUUUUUUUUUCGGUCUCAUUUUUCUUUUCAUUCUCCCCUUUUUUUCAUUCUCAUUUUCUUUUUCAUUCGGUUUUUUUUUUCUCAUUUUCAUUCUCUCCUUUUUUUCGGUCUCAUUUUUCUUUUCAUUCUCUCCCUUUUUUCGGUCUCAUUUUUUUUUUUCAUUUCCUUUUUUACGGUCUCAUUUUCUUUUCAUUCUCUCCUUUUUUUCGGUCUCAAUUUUCUUUUCAUUCUCCUUUUUUUUCGGUCUCAAUUUUCUUUUUUAUUCUCCCCCUUUUUACGGUCUCAUUUUUCUUUUUCAUUCUCACCUUUUUUUUUUUUUUUCGGUCUCAUUUUCAUUCCCUCCUUUUUUCGGUCUCAUUUUUCUUUUCAUUCUCUCCCUUUUUUUCGGUCUCAUUUUUUCUUUUUUCAUUCUCCCCCUUUUUUACGGUCUCAUUUUUCUUUUCAUUCUCUCCCUUUUUUCGGUCUCAUUUUUUCUUUUCAUUUCCCCCUUUUUUUUUUGGUCUCAUUUUCUUUUUCAUUCUCCCCUUUUUUUCGGUCUCAUUUUUCUUUUCAUUCUCUCCCCUUUUUUUUCGGUCUCAUUUUCUUUUUCAUUCUCUCCUUUUUUUCGGUCUCAUUUUUCUUUUUCAUUCUCUCCUUUUUUUUUUCGGUCUCAUUUUUCGUUUUCAUUCUCGCCUUUUUUCAGUCUCAUUUUUCUUUUCAUUCCCCUUUUUUUCGGUCUCAUUUUUUCUUUUGCAUUUCUCCCUUUUUUUUCGGUCUCAUUUUUCAUUUUUCAUUUCGCACCCUUUUUUCGGUUUCAUUUUUCUUUUCAUUCUCCCUCUUUUUUUCGGUCUCAUUUUUUUUUUUCAUUCUCUCCCCUUUUUUUCGGUCUCAUUUUCUUUUCAUUUCUCCCCUUUUUUUCGGUCUCAUUUUUUCUUUUCAUUCUCUUCCUUUUUUCGGUCUCAUUUUCUUUUCAUUCUCCCCCUUUUUUUCGGUCUCAUUUUUCUUUUCAUUCUCUCCCUUUUUUUCGGUCUCAUUUUCUUUUCAUUUCCCCCUUUUUUCGGUCUCAUUUUUCUUUUUCAUUCUCCCCCUUUUUUCGGUCGCAUUUUUCUUUUUCAUUUCUCCUUUUUUUUUCGGUCUCAUUUUUCUUUUCAUUCUCCCCUUUUUUUCGGUCUCAUUUUUCUUUUCAUUCUCUCCUUUUUUUUCGGUCUCAUUUUUUUUUUUCAUUCUCCCUUUUUUUUCUCAUUUUUCUUUUCAUUCUCUCUUUUUUUUUUCAGUCUCAUUUUUUUUUCAUUCUCCCCUUUUUUUCGGUCUCAUUUUUCUUUUCAUUUCCCCUUUUUUUUUGGCCUCAUUUUUUUUUCAUUCUCUCCCUUUUUUUUCGGUCUCAUUUUUCUUUUUCAUUCCCCCCCUUUUUUUCGGUCUCAUUUUUCUUUUUCUUUCUCCCCCUUUUUUUCGGUCUCAUUUUUCUUUUUCAUUCACUCCCGAUUAUUAUCUAUCGAAUAUAAAUCCCUUGUCUAUAGAUAA
Molecule: messenger RNA, 4833 nt
Organism: Acanthosepion pharaonis
Lineage: Eukaryota; Metazoa; Mollusca; Cephalopoda; Sepiida; Sepiidae
Source: the annotation of a GenBank genome assembly